AUUUUCUUGCCUUGACGUUUCACAAUGUGACGUGUAUCCUCGAAAAACUCAAAACCACCAUCUCUUCCCCGUUAUCGUUUACGGGGACUUCCAAGGGUCCACUUAUUCGGGGUGGGGGGGCUGAAGCUAUCACAUAACCGAAAACAACCCCUUCCUUUCAGGUAGAAAGAGUUGAAUUCGAACAAGACAACUUCCAUUGUGUUCCCCUCGGGUGUUUUGGGAGAGCCGUCCCGGUCCGUCGUCCCUUUGCAAAGCAGCUUAUGGAUGCACGGCUUUCCGAGUUGUUUGGCUCAGAAAAUGGACACGACUGCGGCGGCUCUCGGACCGAAGUGAACCCGGCGUAUGGUUGCGGACGUGCUCCCGCCACCAAGCGGGCUUCUGCCAAGAAGAAGAGAGCGAAUGCGCGACACUUUCACAGCUUCAAACCGAGCAACAACGCCCCUUAUUUACCCCCAGAGGUGGAAGAAGGGAAUAUAGAGUACAAGCUGAAACUCGUGGACCCUACGCAAAGCCGAUUUGAGCACCUGGUGACGCAAAUGAAAUGGAGGCUCCAGGAGGGUCGCGGAGAAGCUGUCUAUCAGAUCGGGGUGGAGGAUAACGGCAUGUUGGUGGGUCUGUCGGAGGACGACAUGAGGGCGUCCCUGACCACCCUCCAUAGGAUGGCUGAGAAAGUUGGGGCUGACAUCACCAUCCUUCGACAUGCAGAGGUGGACUACGACACUGAUAAACCCCUCACCAUCGCCGAAGUCCUAAUUCGUAAGGUGCCGGAUGACCAGCAGUUCCUGGACCUGCGAGUGGCCGUAAUUGGUAAUGUGGACUCGGGUAAAUCGACCCUGCUGGGUGUUUUGACGCAAGGCGAGCUCGAUAAUGGGCGGGGAAGAGCGAGACUCAACCUCUUCAGGCACCUCCAUGAAAUCCAGACUGGGCGGACAUCUAGCAUCAGCUUUGAGAUCCUGGGUUUCAAUAGUAAAGGAGAGGUUGUGAACUACAGCGAGUCUCGAACGGCAGAGGAAAUUUGCGAGAGCGCCUCUAAAAUGAUCACGUUCAUCGAUCUGGCGGGUCACCAUAAAUACUUGAAGACCACCAUCUUUGGCCUCACCAGCUACUGCCCUGAUUUCGCCAUGCUUGUUGUCAGCGCAAAUACCGGCAUUGCUGGCACGACACGGGAGCACCUUGGCCUGGCCCUGGCCCUGAAGGUUCCCAUCUUCAUCGUGAUCAGCAAAGUGGACCUGUGCACGCGGGCCACCGUGGAGCGAACGGUGCGGCAGCUGGAGCGAGUCCUCAAGCAGCCGGGCUGCAACAAGGUGCCCAUGGUCGUGGCUAACAAGGACGAUGCCGUUGCCGCCGCGCAGCAGUUUGCCCAGUCGCCCAACAUUACACCUGUUUUCACUGUGUCGAGCGUGUCCGGAGAGAAUCUGGACCUGCUCAAGGUCUUCUUCAACAUCAUCCCUCCGCUCAGCAACAGCAAGGAGCAGGAGGAGCUCAUGCAGCAGCUCACUGAGUUUCAGGUGGAUGAGAUCUACACAGUGCCAGAAGUGGGGACUGUGGUGGGCGGUACUUUGUACAGUGGUAUUUGCCGCGAGGGAGAUGAUCUGGUGGUCGGGCCCACAGACUCUGGGCAAUUCCACAAAUUGACCGUCGGGAGCAUCCAGAGGAACCGUUCAGCUUGCCGGGUGCUUCGCGCUGGACAGGCUGCCACGCUGGCACUCGGCAAUUUUGACCGCACGUUGCUGCGAAAGGGGAUGGUGAUGGUGAGUCCAGAGAUGGACCCGACCAUCUGCUGGAUAUUUGAGGCUGAGAUUGUGCUGCUCUUCCACUCCAAGACCUUCCACAAAGGCUUCCAGGUGACAGUGCACAUAGGCAAUGUGAGGCAGACUGCCACCGUGGAAGCCGUGUAUGGCAAGGAGGAGCUGAGGACAGGCGAGAAAGCAGAUGUCCAGUUUAAAUUUCUCAAGCAUCCCGAGUACCUGAAGCUGGGGGCCAAGGUGCUCUUCAGAGAGGGUGUCACCAAGGGCAUCGGCCACGUCACCAAGCUGCAUCCCAUUGCGCAAUAUCGCCACGUCCCGGAGAGUGACGAAGAUGAAGAUGACGACUAGAGAGUGAACGCUCCCCCAUCCCAGAAAAACACACAAGUGCCGUUUGGUUUUGUUUUUAUAACGGACAAGCUUCCACCAAAGGCCAGUCUGCACUCUUUGCCGUACUCACCCGGAGAAGGUAAACAAAUCUGCAUUUAUAGAACGCCUUGCCUUUAUACCUUCAAGAGACUCGUAAAGCCGAUAGAAUGUAGCCACACACACACAUUCACACAAUCAGACUUGCACUGCCAUGAAACAAAAGUCAACAACUGUCACACUUGGGGCCAAAUGAUUCAUUUGUCAGAGUAAGGGUUUAUGCCGUUAAAAAAAUAAAAAUAAAAUAAAAGACCAUAAGAAAUUAUAUAGCAACUCCACUGCACCAAAAUACUCUUCUAAAAUACUAAUUCAUUUCAGCAAGGAAGGAGAAAAAUCAUCUUAAUGAGGUAUUGUCAUAUAAUCUUGGUGGAAAGAUUAGCACAAGUCGACAUUUUCCCAAAUUAUUCUCGCAAUAUUUGGCGGUAAAAAUCAUCACAAUCAUUGACAUAGUUUCCCCAAAUUAUCACAAUUUGGGGGAAAAUGUUCUGGCAAUAAAGGGGUGCUAGGAACAAUCCUCACACUUACAGUAGAUAUUUGUCUCUAAGUUGAGUUGCAAAAUUUUGGGGAGGAAAAUCACUUAUUCUACACAGCACUUUGGCCGAUAUCACGUCUUUUGCUAAUGUUUGAAACAUUUCAACAUUUGUGUGGCUAAAGCCCAUUUCAACUUUACUAUAAACCCAUCCAAAGUAACAUUGAUCUUUAAAGUCAGUGGCAGGAGUGAUAUGGCGUCAUUAACAUCACAGUGCAUCCGAAUCACACAAUUUGAGGCUGGGGAAGGGGCUGCUCUCACUUGCACUGACACACGCACACGCACACACACACACACCUUACAGAUGUUGUUGACGCAGCCGGUGUAACUGUGAAGCAUCCAUACAUUCGGUGGCUCGUCUUUUGUCCAACCGGCAUCAUGACCUACUCGAGUGAAAACUGCAAACGGGGAUCAUGUGGACAAACGUAUUUGAGACUCUGCUUAUUACACCGACAGUGAAUCCAGCAUGUGACUUGUUGGAAUUCAAAGCCAAUCUGUUUCCAAGUUAUUUGCAAGCUUUUGAAGUUACUGACAUCUCACACACACACACACACGCAUGCACAGUGCCUAAUGGUAGUGCCUUCCAACACAAGUCAUUCAUGCAGUUCAAACACACACACAUGGGCGCACACACAAUUUCCAGGUGGUGCUACUUGUUUAAAUAAAUAUUUACCACACGUUUGACUGUUAAGUACCGCUCAAAACGAAGACUGCCGUGGGCCUUACAGUACUUACUAUUCACUCUUUUUACUCCUACACCACCUUCACACAGCACACCCCACUUGAUUAUUGUGUUUUUAAAGAGCAUAUUUCAACUUUAUAUCUACAUUUACCAUAUGUUGUGUUUUUGUGCAUCUCAGGUGUAUUUCCAGUCGUUUUUACAUUUUGCAAUCCAACUCUUUUGAAGCUUUAUGGUUUAUCCCCUUUAUGAAUGGAAACGUGUUUAAUCACGUCUGAACCAAUUAUGUACAGAUCUGAUUGCUGUAUUGUGGUGUUCAUCACAAUCGCGUUUAUGCCAUUAAAUGUUGACUUCAUUUUA
Hippocampus zosterae (dwarf seahorse) is the source of this 3739-nucleotide messenger RNA. RefSeq names its product GTP binding protein 2a (gene gtpbp2a). NCBI's taxonomy places the organism in Eukaryota, Metazoa, Chordata, Actinopteri, Syngnathiformes, Syngnathidae. Gene Ontology annotation, biological process: translational elongation. The transcript is spliced from 12 exons. Gene Ontology annotation, molecular function: GTPase activity; translation elongation factor activity; GTP binding. The coding region runs from base 261 to 2096 and encodes 611 amino acids. The record is from RefSeq and is a predicted model, not a curated record.